CAGUGAUAUGUUACUUGUCGAAUAUUGUGAAAGCGAUAAAAUAUAGAUAGCAUAUUUUUGGGGUACGAUUAAAAAACAAGGACAUAUAUUUAUGUGGUAUGCAGUUAAUAGAAAUUAAAAUAACAAUAAACAUAUCUUAGACAUUUCUGAGAAGUUUCCAAUUUGAUCUAUACUUAGAUUCACGCUUUUAUCACCUCUUGUGUGAUUGAUGAGUAGAAUAGAUUUGUCUUAAAUCAUUUUUGUUGGAGUUAUGUCCUGAGUACAUAUAGAUUUUUGUGUUGAUAUAGUAAUAAAAAGAAAAGGAAAUAAAAAUUAAAUUUUUUUUUCUUAUUGAUUUGAAUUAUUACUAGUUUUUUUUUAAUAAAUAAGAAGUCAUUUGAUCAUAUUUUUUUUUUUGUUUUAUAAUAUUUUCUUUUCAAUUUAUAUAAAAACAAUUGUUUAUUUUUACUGAUUGCUUUAAAGUAAAAUAAAGUAUGAUUUUUUAGAAAUAUAAAUUAAUGCAGUAUGUUGUAAUGAAAUCGUGAAUAUAUAAUAUAUUUCAUCUAGUGAAAUUGAUUUCUUUUUGCGAAGGUUUUUUUUUUGUAUACCACAAAUUACAAGUCAAGUUCCGUGUAUUUUUUUAAAUUACGACUUGUAUUAGUCUUUUUUGAAGAAUUUAUUUCCAAAGUCCAUUUAUAUAGAUAGGUCAAUACGCGUUGAUACACCAUUUAGCGGGAACAAUAAUUAGUAACGUGAUUUGUUUGCUACGUGAAAUAAAACAUAAUUUUUAGUGAAUGGGUGACGUGAAUUAAGGAAGUGUCAAUCAAAAAAAAGUUUACAUCAGUUUUCUAUUUUAUUUAAAAGCCGAGUAUUGUUCUUUCCUUAUUGUUUUAAGCUUAUUCAACUUAAAUUACUUGACAAUUCUUACUUAUUGUUUCAACUAGGUGUACUCAAUUUUUGUCUUUUGGUUUCCUAGAGCUCGUUACUUACUCCAGUAAUUUAUUGAAAUUAUAAGCGUUGUUUCCGUAUCAAUUUUUACAGUCUUUUUUUUUGUUUCAAACUUUUUAUUGUGAAAUCGCUAUUUUUGUUAAGACUCUCUUUUCAUCAUUAAAAACUCAUAAUGAGCAAUACUUUUGAUGCUUCGUUAACGCCUCCUAAAUUUUUAUUUAGUGUUCUACAUAAUGAAUUUCAAGACAACUUAACACCAAUAAAGAAAAAAUUAAGCAGCUUCACAUCAAAUAUAACAUGCAAGAAAACGCAAGGAGAAGAUUAUUCAAUGACAUGGUUUUCAACCGCCGAUACCACACUUAAAAGCUCUUCGGACUGGUCUACAAGUGAUGUGCAAAAGCAUCCUCUUGAUCUAAUAUCAUCUCAAUCAACGCAUCAUCAUGAAAUAUUGGAUGAUUCUAGCGAUAAGCAUUUCACAUCUUCUACGCAAAAUUUAUUUAAAACUUCGCAUCAAAGGGAAUCAGAUAAAUCUUUUUCCUUGGUAACAGAAAAAUGUGUUGAUGAAUUAAAUUUUCAUAAUUCGUACACAUAUGGGGUCCAAAAUCAAUUACUUAAAUCUUAUUCCACUCAACUUUUACCAGAUACAUCACAUCUUUUACGUCUUCGACUUGAUUUAUUAUGUAACAAUAAAGAUUCUAAUAUAGCUUAUUUAACGGACUCAGAUACAACGCAAAAAUGUGAUACAGAUUCCAUUAGUUCUAUAAGCCGACUUUCACAUAUAUUGGGUAACUUGCCGAGUCCUACUACGCGAAAUGUAUUGGAUUCAACUCAUACGUCAUGUUUAAACUAUCAACAAAGAAGUGAUACCGAUUUAUCAAAUUUUUGUCGUCCUUUUCCAUAUUUCCCAGAGCCCUACCAACUCAUCAAUACCAAAAAUAAAAAAAUUCGACAUAAAACUGCUCCAUCUCCAUUGAAUCCAUUCAUUAUAUCGCAGAAAAGCACUCUUGAUUCAAAAUUGAAUACAUUCGAUGAUCAAUACAUUCAUCCACUUUUUCAAGACAUGUUUCCUGACACUGUUCUUUCUGAUACUGUAGCAAAGAAAAAAUCAACCACUCCAUCCAAUGCCUUAGUAUACAAUCCACCAGAAAGCAUGGCUACUUUGUCUUCAAUGAAACCUUUAGACAAACCUUUAACGUCGGAGGAUACUCUUUCUUUGGAUUCCUUUAAGGUAUAUCCCUGUCAAGAUGCCAAUUGUUUAGAACGCAAAGCAAUCGGUCCCUUCUACGAAAACAAAGUUUGUCAAUAUUAUCACUCUCAACGAGAUAGAAGACGUCACCCAGUUCUUUGUCAAUACAAAGCAGAGCCUUGUGAUCAUCAUUUCAACGUAGAAAACGACGAACCAUUACUUUGUCCACUACGCGACCAGUGCGAUCGUUGUCAUAAUCAUCAUGAACUUUUGUAUCAUCCGAGUAUUUAUAAACAACGGUUCUGCUCAUCUUAUAAUCAGCUAGAGUGUUACAGAGGAAAAAUGUGCGCUUUCGCACAUACACGAGAAGAUAUACGCUGUGAACUAUUUAGCCUCGAAGAUGAAAAAGAUCCCAAGCCGGAAUUCUUCAUGAACUUAUUUAAAACAAUCUGGUGUCCUUACGGAGUGCAACACGAUUGGCAUGCAUGUUUAUAUGCUCAUACCUAUCAAGACUGUAGAAGAAAUCCAAAGAUCGGAUACACAUCUGAACCGUGUCCUUAUUGGAAAAAAGAUCUUCAUUCAGCCGAUUAUGACCGACGGUGUCCUGCAGGUUCACGUUGCCCUUACGCUCACGGCUCCAAGGAACAAUUGUAUCAUGCAUCUUGUUAUAAGCUGAUGCCUUGUACAGAUUAUCGUUCUGAAAAAAAAUGUCCCAGAGGAACUAUGUGCGCUUUUUACCACGAACUCAGUGAAAAACGUUUCGCCACGCCUGUUAUGACAAAUAAUAAUGUUUUACCAGUAACUUCAAUGUGCUAUUUGCAAAAAAAAUUUUCAAAACCCCCACUCUUCAAUACAGAAGCCUUUUAAAAAUGUGUUUACGACCAUCUAGAUAUCAAGAAAAUCAACAAGUAACAAUGGUUUGACAAUGAAGAAUAUGAAAAACUGUUAUUUGUUUUGUUUACUUUUAAUAAGGAGAAAAAACACGAAAUUUUUGGUGAAAUUUAUACAAUGUUUUCAAGAAUCAUAUUGGUCAA
Hylaeus volcanicus is the source of this 3147-nucleotide messenger RNA. RefSeq lists its product as uncharacterized. The transcript has 5 exons. Lineage: Eukaryota; Metazoa; Arthropoda; Insecta; Hymenoptera; Colletidae. Gene Ontology annotation, molecular function: metal ion binding. The coding region runs from base 1100 to 2980 and encodes 626 amino acids. The record is from RefSeq and is a predicted model, not a curated record.